UAUAUCCCUAACCCUAAUUUAACCUAUUUUGUUUUGUUGUUUUUUUCUAUGGUUUGUUGUUUAUGUUCGUCGUCCGUCGUUGUUUGUUGUUGUUGUUGUUGUUAUAUGUUGUGUUGUGAAUACGAUGAAUGACAUUUUCACACCAUAACUAACUAUUUACUUACAAUUUACAGGAAAAACGGUUUUGUGUAGCCGGGAACCCAGGGCCGGUUUUAGAGAUUAUGGGGCCUUAAUGAGAGGAUUUUUUUUUACUCUCCUCCCCUUCAUUUAACUGACGAUUAUAUAGGUGUGUGUAGUAACAAAACAACAAUUUUAUAUUAAAAUGGAUGAAAUAACAAAUGUUGAGAACUUCUUUAAAUCCCAUCAAGUUCACCUUUCUCGUGUUUGGUUAGAAAGUUGUAUUGAUUGGUGUAAAGAAAAUUUGCCUCCAAAUUAUACCUUAAAAGACCUGCAGUGCAAUGUGUUCGAACAAUGGUUAAUAUUAGAUUUAAGAGAUGUAGAAGUCGCCUGUCUUCCACCAAACUUAUCAAGUCAAAAAAAAUUCACUUUAAAUGAUAAUUAUACACUACAAUUAAUGCAAGUUGUUGAUAUUUCGAAGCCAAAAUUCUGGCAGUUGCAGAGAAUAAGGAACGGUGUCCCUAAAAAUCUUGAACAAGAGUUGGAAUCGUCAAAACGAGUACUCCAACUUACCUUAACAGAUGGAGUACAAGAAAUUGAAGCAAUAGAAUACAAAACCAUAAAAUGUCUGAAUCUAAAUCUUUCACCUGGAAAAAAAAUAAGACUGAUGGGACCAAUACAAAUACGAAGAGGAAGAGUGAUGUUAGAAGAAAGACAUAUUAAAGUUAUUGGUGGGGAAGUAGAUACAUUGCUUGUAGAAAAUGCUGCUGAAAAUAUUUUAGCCAAAAAUUUAAAUCAACCUUUAAAUCCAAAACCAGAGAGCAUACAAGAAAACAUACAGAUUGAAAAUAAUAGUUCUAAUGAAACAGGUGUUCCUUCAGCAAUACAAAAUCAAAGUAACAUUAUUAUUCACAGAAACCACGAUGUACCACAAAACCAUACUAUCAGUGAUUAUAUUUCAACAAAUAACACAAAUAUUUCAAGAAAUCAAAUGAUAUCUACCUCUACCACGACAGUAACCAAAAAACCACCACCACCACCACCUAUAGACAAUUUUGAUAAUUUUGACGACGAACAAGAAUUUGAACUUCUGAUGGAAGUAGAACAAGAAUUGAAACAAUAUAAUAAAUCAAAUAAUACACAAAGUACCCAAAAAACAGUUACAGAAACUAGAAGUAGAACCCCAGAUAUGUUUGAUGACAUGGAUCUCGUUCUUCAGAGCAUAGAAAUACCUCCGGUUAUAGAUAAUAGGCCAUCUACUAGUAAAAAGCAGUCAGACAUUUCUAAUUUUUUCAACAAACCAAAAGAAAAAUUAAUUACUAAUGCAGAACAACCUAAUGAAGUUAUCAAUAUAUCGGAUAGUUUGGAUCUAGAAUCUUUUGUUUCAGAGGAUAUAUUGAAUGUAAAUAAAACCUUUUUACCGCAUCAACCUGUAAUAUGGCCAGUAGAUAAGCUAUUAAAAACCAUACCAAAUGUUACCAAUGGUAAAUUCAAGAUCAGAGCGAAAUUCAAGUCGGUUAUUGAAAAGAUGAAUAUUGUCAAUGAUAAAUUUAAUUUGGUUGUUAAAGUUGGCGAUGACACUGGUGAUAUAACACUUAAGAUUCACAAUGACGUGGUUGUAGAGUUGAUAGGAAUUUCAGAAGUUGUUUUUAUGGGAUUCAAGGAUGGGUUGUCAAAAAACGAUAGUGGCGUGCAUAGGAGACUUCUAGAGGCAUUGAAAUCACUACAAACUCGACUUAUAGCUCUUGACAAUGUGUUAGAAGUCUUAGUAAAUGUUAAUGAAACAUUUCCUGUACUUGUUAAGAUUUUGUAAACAAUAUCAAAUUUAUAAAUUUUAUUAAAGCUA
Messenger RNA from Psylliodes chrysocephalus, 1963 nucleotides. Lineage: Eukaryota; Metazoa; Arthropoda; Insecta; Coleoptera; Chrysomelidae. The record is from the annotation of a GenBank genome assembly.